Molecule: messenger RNA, 1317 nt
Organism: Recurvomyces mirabilis
Lineage: Eukaryota; Fungi; Ascomycota; Dothideomycetes; Mycosphaerellales; Teratosphaeriaceae
Exons: 1
Coding region: 1-1317 (438 amino acids)
Biological process (GO): phosphatidylinositol acyl-chain remodeling
Cellular component (GO): endomembrane system; endoplasmic reticulum
Molecular function (GO): acyltransferase activity
Source: RefSeq, a predicted model, not a curated record
AUGGCAUCUCAAGCCAACGGAAGCGUCCACCAGCGCAAGCCGACUCGUCCGGAUCUGGAUCGCGUCCCUAGUAAUCUCGCAACAGAAUGGCAGGCUUGGAUGGGCAGUGGCCCGAAAGAAGUAGAGGAGACUCUAGGAGGACCUAAACAUGGCCCCUGGCUACAAACUCUUCGUAUCAUCGGCUUCUUCCUCCACUUCAUCACCUCAUGCCUGUUCAUCCACUUCACGCAGCUGCUCGGCAGCCCGCUGUACUUCAUAGACAAAGACUGGUUCUACGCCUGGAUGGCCAUGACGAAGCAGUACUUUGGGCUCUUUGUGACGACGAUGACGCAGUGGUGGAGUCCGACGGUGAUCAGAAUUAGUGGCGACAAGAGCAUGAAGGGCUUGAUCAAGCAGAGUGAGGAUGGGCAGGUGAGGAUGAACUUUGAGGAGCGCGCGGUGUUGAUGGCCAAUCAUCAAAUCUAUACCGACUGGUUGUACCUGUGGUGGGUCAGCUAUACCAAUACGCCGCCCAUGCACGGUCACAUCUAUAUCAUCCUCAAAGAGAGUCUGAAAUGGGCGCCUAUACUCGGGCCAGCCAUGCAGUUCUAUGGCUUCAUCUUCAUGGCCAGGAAAUGGUCGAAGGACCAAGAGCGCAUGCGAUAUCGCAUACAGAAGCUUAGCACACGACACUCGGGUCCCACGUCAGGCACUCAUGGAGGCGCACAGUUAGAUCCAAUGUGGCUCCUCAUCUUUCCCGAAGGCACAAACACCAGCUCUAAUACUCGUGCCGGGAGCACGAAGUACGCCGAGAAGAGCGGCAUAUCAGAUAUGCGACACCAGCUCCUCCCUCGCAGCACCGGCAUGCAAUUCUGCUUACAGGAGCUGAAAGGAACGGUCGAAUACCUCUACGACUGCACAAUAGGCUACGAAGGUAUCCCGCCAGGCCUCUACGGCCAGGACGUCUUCACACUGCGAUCCGUCUACUUUCAAGGACGGCCGCCAAAGAGCGUGAACUUGCACUGGCGAAGAUACAAGAUCUCGGAUCUACCUAUUACGGAUCAUGAUGCGAUGGCGGAGUGGGUCCUGGAUCGAUGGCGGGAAAAGGAUGAUAUGCUGGAGCUGUUCUACAAGACUGGGAAAUUCCCUGGUGAUGUCGAGGCGGUACAUAUUGAAGGUGGACCGCAAGAGAAGGAUUGGAAGACUGCAUAUAUCAACACUGAGGUAAAGGCUCGUAGUCCUUUCGAGUUCUUGCAGAUGUUUGCGCCUGUGGCGGCGGCGGGAUUGGUUGGGUCGGUUUUAGUCCGGGCCAUCGAUAUGGUCACUGGGCACAAGUGA